AUGACACAGGACAAACCGGCUGUAAGGCAAGAACUCGUCGAUCAAUGCAACAGCCUGGGUUUGAAGAAGACGGGGAACAUGGAUGUGUUGAAGUACCGGAUCGCCGACCAUUUUGGCAGAGAGAUCGAGGACCAACUCAACCUUGAAACAUUCCCCAAGAACCCCGAGACAGAUCUCAAGAACCUGGAGACAGCUCCCAAGUCAGAGGCAGAACCGCCUUUGCCACCUCCACCAGACCCACCCAAAGAACCAGAAGAAGCACCAGCUGAUGCUCCUGAAGGUGGAGAAGGACAAAGUGGUGAGCAACCAGAGCCUUUUGUUUUUGGGCGACAAUCCUUUGCCAUUCCGGGGGGCGGUGAAGACAACACUGCCUUCUUCACUGAUGCAAAGGAUGGACCGGCAUUGAAAGACACGAAUCGUGAGAAUCAAGCCGAGCUAGUGCAAGCUGGAACUGAUGGCAUCAUUCCAGUUGCUACUCUGGUGAAAGUUCUGGAUGGCUUCAAGGGAAUAGAGGACGGUGAAAAACAAGUGGCCUUUCUAUUGGCAGGCGACUUGAUGGUGUCUCGUCCCAAAAUUCACAGAAAACUCAUUGCUCGCGUGAUCAUGGGACCAGCCGCAAUGUUUACCUUGCACACAAUCUCGGAUGAUAUCGCGGCGCAUCCUAUGUAUCAUCUCUGGGGAGUGCUGUUAGAGAAGGACAAUGACAUCGACUUGCCGCAGUUUCUUCAGCAAGCUUAUGCAGAUGUGGAUGAUGAACUUUUUGUUGGCAGGGUUGUUCCCGGGCAGCCUUCUACACUCACGUGUUCUUCAGAUUGGACGGAUGAAUCUUUUCUCAGCUUUGGCAAAGAAGUGAAGGUUUCAGUCGUAACCAAGGGCAAGUAUUCGGUGCUACGCGGUGGCUUUCGGUAUUUGCCAGACGACAAGAGAGGUUGCAAAAGGAAAGGCGAGGUUGAGCAGUUUGCUGCUGGAGUUGCUUCGAAAAGGAUCGCUCUUGCAGAAGAUGAAUCGAAAACCGGGAUCGCGAUAGCUCAGCAGAGAACUGGUGCAGGCAAACGCAAAUGUGAAAGUCUAGAAGAGAAGCUGGGAAAGCUAUGCCAAGAGAUCGCAGAGCUUGAGCCACGUGUGGCGUUGCUAGCUCAGUUCACUGCGCAGUUGGCGCGACUGCCAGAAGUGUUCCGCAAUCAGGACAUAAGCGCCUUGGAGCUCGCAGCCAAAGUGGAAGGGACGGUCGAUGAUUACAUCAGGGAUGAGUUCAUUCCACGAUGGGCUACCCAUGCAGAGGAAGAUCAGUUGCAAGGGGAUUCAUCACAUGUUGCUGAGUUUGGCCACAUCCCCAUGCCCUCAGCUGUGUUGGUCAAAGCCGCCUACUUUGUGGAGAAGGAGGUGGCGGACGAGUUGGGUGCGAAGAAAAAAAACACGCGUCCGUCCAGCAGAACUACGUUGACGUUCGGAAGCGCUUGGACAAGGAGAAAUCAGAUCAACCGGGUUCGUCAGGGUGUGAAGAAACCCAAAAAGAUUCGGGGAGAGGAGUCGUCCCUGCCAGAGGUGAAGAAAGCGGCUCAAAGAUUAACAAUCUUUGAGAAACUGCAGAUCGUUGACUACUCAGACAAGUUGAUCGAAUGGGCUCAACAGCUGAACCCAGAGCCCACGAGCAGCAGGAACAAGAAGACAAAGCCAGCCCGAGAAUACAUCCGAGGACUGAAUCUCCAAGCAAAAUGCAAGGAACAUUUUGGUGCCAAGCUUGGUGGCAUCAAGGUUUGUGUCCUUAGGCAACAGUGCACCGACCAGAAAUGGAGGCUUCUCACCGAGAAGCAGCAGAAGAGCUUCUACCAGCUUCCAGAUGCUGUCAAACUGUCUUUGGGACUCGACUCUAUCAAAGGCUACAAGGCACUGGGCCCAAAGGAAUUGCAGAAGCGUUUGGAGGCUUCGAAAGCGCUGCCGCGACUCAACAUUCCAACGCCUGUUCUUGAGGAACUGGAGGCGACAAUGCAGGAGUUCAGUCUGGGUAACAGCGUGGUGUGCCAAAGGCGUGAUGUCGUUCUCUUGCGUGACCACCAUGAACAAGCUAGCCAGAGAAUACAACGCGAAGCAGCCAUCGAACAAGUCCAGCAACACAACUUGAAGGUCCAGGAUGAGAUGACUAAAGCUGGGGUGCAUCAAAAGCACAUCAAGAAGAGUUUGCUGCCAAUUCCUGAGAAGUGUCCAGAAAAUGCUGGGCGUCGCUUUUGCCGACGGUGGCUUACAGCCUUCAACUGGCGCAGAGCUAGCCGCAACACCAGUGGGCAGUAUCUGGAGUGGUCUGAUUGCAGACUUCAAGCUGCCCGCAAGCAAGUGCACGACCACAUCGCCAAUGACAAGGUCCACAAAUAUCUUAUCUUGAAUCUAGAUCAGGUGUGGAGACAGGCGCUACGGUUCAGUAAGCACCAGUACAUGAAGGGCCCUCAGAGAGAGAAACAACAUGGCCAUUUGGUGUCGCGUGCUGAUUUCUUCGGCGGAUCACGCCAAAGUGUCACUGCAGUGACAAGUGUUUGGAGUGAUGGAACCAGAGGACCUCUUGGUCUCUGCAUUCCAGAGUCGUUCUUGAAAGACAGCUACGUUGAAGAACUGAACCAAAAGUACUCUGGCGAGAUGUUCGUGUUCUCCAGCGAGUCGCGUGGGCACUUCAUGGUUGCAGGCACAUUCCUGACGUUGUGCCACGGGCUUCUUAGCAGCGCAUUCGAGAAGCAACGGAAGAAGUACUCCUUGGAUCAUUCCGUGCCUGGCUUGGUUUUAGCAGACGCUUGGAGCGGAUUCCACGCAUUUCGCGAUGGAACCGACACAGCUCGACAAGCCUGGAGCAAAAGCGCGAACGUGCUUCUGCCAGACCUCCAAGCAGGUUACUCCGAGAUGGCGAUCAAGGCCAGCGGACAACCAGAGAGACCGAAACCCUUCAACAAAGGCCUUCCGGAGCGUACGCUCCAAGCAUGGCGCAGCGUGUCAGAGGCUCAGUUAACAGCUCAUUCUUGCACGCUCAACUCCCAUGUCAUGCCGCAAAAAGCUUUCCAAGCCUCCUGGCAGGCAACAGGGUACUUUGAUGAUGCCCACUUCGAAGGUGGCGUGAGAAUGUCCCAUGAGGACGCAUGCAGGACCCUGGAUGAAACAGGCAUGCUACAAGCGUUUCAAUUGCCAUCGGAUCGGGUUGGUGAGGAAAUGCAAGGGAACAGGUGGUAUUGGCCAGUUGAGAUUGAUGGGCGGCUGGCAGCGCUGCCUAGCUUGUUGGCAGUCAUAGUUGAGCGACUUGUAUGUCACCAUCGCCGGCUGCGGAAGGUGUUGUGGGAGAAGCAGCCAGCAGAUUGGGAAAGCAAACUUGCCAAGACGAACAAGAAGAUCCAGACGAUCGUGUAUGACAAGAAGCAUGCCACUAUCGCGAAAUCAUCAUGGGUGAAGAGGGCAACUCAAAUGAUGAAGGGAAAGCUUGAGUUCGUAGAAGGCACUCGCAAAAACAACCAUUUUGAGCUGAUCCGGGUCGAGUUUGAGGUUUCCAAUGAAGCAGAUCCUGCAGGCGAGGGUACGUGUGUGACUGCAGGUGCGCAAAGAAACGGUUUCGACAUCUUGCGAGAAGCCUACGCAGGCGAUGACGAAAGCGAUGCUGACAGUGAGGAUGAAGCUGAGAAGGGUGAAAACGAUGAAGAUGCAGAUGGCGAUGGGAAUGCAGAGGAAGAAGAAGAAGGUCAUGGAGGCAUGGUCAUGCCCGCAGAUGUGCUGGCUGCCAACAUGGCAGAAGGUCUUGGUGAAGAUGGAGAAAGCUCGAGCCACGGCGUCGAGUCUGACGCCAGCAGCGGCUUGGAGGAUGCAGGAUCAGAUUCGGACAAUGAGUCAGAGGACCCGAAGCAGGACGAUGAGUCAGAGAAGCCCGGUGGUGAUUUGGGCAAGGCAGCAGGAGGUGGUGCAUCACAUUUGGCAAAGCCAAAACUUUAUGAUCAGUCACCUGAGUGGACGCAGCUUUGUCUGAUUGAGGCAGAGCGCAAUGUGACACUCGUCAGGCUCCCGGAGCUGGCUGGGUGCGGCAUCAGCCGCCACCCGGCAAAGAGUUUCUGGUCUGCGCUGUGCGCCCGAGCCUUGUUCAAAGAGCGGGGAAACAUCACGGGGGAGUUGGAGGUCAUGGAUACUCUGGCUCGGGCCUACAUCCGAAAGGGUGAGUCCCGAGAAGGCCUGAGGGUGGCAGAAGACUACCUGGCGGCGGCCAAAAAGGCCCGCGACAAGCCAGCGGAG
Molecule: messenger RNA, 4251 nt
Organism: Cladocopium goreaui
Lineage: Eukaryota; Dinophyceae; Suessiales; Symbiodiniaceae
Source: the annotation of a GenBank genome assembly